AUGUCAGACACUGCCAGAGAGAGGAGGACCAGGAAGGAGAGCUACGCCAUCUACGUGUACAAGGUGCUGAAGCAGGUCCACCCCGACACCGGUAUCUCGUCCAAGGCCAUGGGCAUCAUGAACUCGUUUGUGAGCGACAUCUUUGAGCGCAUCGCCGGUGAGGCCUCUCGUCUGGCUCACUACAACAAGCGCUCCACCAUCACUUCCAGGGAGAUCCAGACCGCCGUCCGCCUGCUGCUGCCCGGUGAGCUGGCCAAGCACGCUGUGUCUGAGGGCACCAAGGCCGUCACCAAGUACACCAGCUCCAAGUAAACAGUCUUGUUGUCUCUGAGACUAAACCAACGGCUCUUUUAAGAGCCACCCACUUUAUCUGAAGAUCAAUCCUGUUGUCGUGGUGAUACAGUUAUGAAAAACUUACACCAGGCCAAUUCUAUACAUGCCAAAUACGACUUUAAUGGUGUACAGACUCAAUACUCGAUUUCUGUAUUGACACAUUGUU
Molecule: messenger RNA, 499 nt
Organism: Epinephelus lanceolatus (giant grouper)
Lineage: Eukaryota; Metazoa; Chordata; Actinopteri; Perciformes; Serranidae
Source: RefSeq, a predicted model, not a curated record